This is a messenger RNA of Xyrichtys novacula (pearly razorfish), 4044 nucleotides long. Lineage: Eukaryota; Metazoa; Chordata; Actinopteri; Labriformes; Labridae. The record is from the annotation of a GenBank genome assembly.
UUGGAGGUCAGUAAUGGCGGCCACCAUGGAGAAAGCAGCCGGUAUGAGCAAUAUGCUGCAGUUUAUGAAACUCAUCGGACAGCUUAAAGUAAGACUUUUGUCAAACUAACGUGUUACUCUUUUGUUUCAUAGUUUCCCGCCAACAAAUUCAAGUUUUAGUCAAAGCCAGCAGCUCCGGGACAGUGUGUGUUAAAUUUACCUGCUUUUUUAGUCUUCUGGUUGAGUUGUUGUUGUUGUUGUUGUGAUUAUUUUACACUCUUUGGUUGCAAAAGGUUAAACUUAAUAGUCACUACUAAUACUGUCACAAAGUACAAACAUCUUAAAGGUUCAAUGAAAGAAAAAUAAACCUUCAACCUAAUCAUAGAAGGGGGAAAAAGAGGAAACUUUUGUUUAUUAAACAACAGGAAUUACUAAUACCCUUCAACAACGCACUUCCGUUAAGGAAAAUAAAUAAAUGAAAAAGCAAGUGGUUUAUUUUUAUUUUAUUUUAUUUUUUUAUAUCACAAAUAACAUUAAACAACUAUUAUACUAUUAUUAUAAAUUAAAACUGAUUAACCCUAUAUCUUUUUUCGUGUUUUUCUAAGCUUUGUGUAGCUGAGUGUAAUUAUACAGUAAAGUUAAUACAUAAACAUUAAAGUACAUUUGGGUAAGGUACUGUACGUUACCUUUUAUAAUGAAAUUUGUUUUUCUUUUCUUCUUUUAAUGGCAGUGGAAAUGUUUACCCUUUUGGGACUCCAACUACCAAAUAAUUUCAGUAAUUAUGAAUAUUGACAUUAAUUUUAGUGAUUAGUAAAUGACAUUUUCUAAAGUCCUGUUUUUUCCUAAUUAUACAGCAUGAAUCUAUGUUGAGUUAAUACAGGGAAAUAUGUUAAUCUAAGUCUUGGAAUGUUUGUUUUGUAUAAAAAAGGGAAUUAUUGUGGUCUUUUCUGUUCGUUUUUUGUGUUUUUUUGAAAAUAAGAAAUAAUGAACUGUGAAACGGCAUGUUGGCCUGCAGCUCUUUUUAAUAAUGUGUUUAGUUAAUAUAUUAUGAAAGUGGGGCAGACUCUAUAAUUUUUUUUUCUUUCUUCUCCUUUUCAUUCACAUUUGAGAUGUUUCCUUAUUUGUAUUGAAUUUUUAAAAUAUUAACCAAAUGAAAUAAAGUAUGAAAAUGAAAAUCUAUCAUGUGCUGUGAGGUUGUUAUUAAAAACCAAGAACUUUCUCUCUGAACUCUUUUAUCAAGUCAUGAGACUAAAUCCAUUCAAGGAUGUUUUUCUCACUGACAUGUUGUUGUUUAUGUGUCGGUGUUUCCUUCAGAGGGUUCCACGGACCGGCUGGGUGUACAGGAAUGUGCAGAAACCAGAGAGCGUGUCGGACCACAUGUACCGCAUGGCCAUGAUGUCUCUGACCAUAACAGACCCCACAGUGGACAAGGACAGGUACAAAUCCAUCCAGAAAAAGCUCAUGAUAGAAGUAACAUGUCCAUGUCCAGUAUCUUUGACUCAUAAAGUCGGCUAAUUUUGGUUUAAUCUUCUCUUUAACUCUACAAAUAAAUGCUGUUCAAUAUCACUCAUCAGCGUAUUCAUGUUUCUGUGUGCAUGCGUUUUCUCUUUAGAUGUAUAAAGCUGGCUCUGGUUCACGACAUGGCAGAGUGCAUUGUGGGAGAUAUUGCUCCAGCUGACAACAUAAGCAAAGAAGAGAAACAUCGGCGAGAGGAGGUUAGUGUCGCUCACAGCAGAAUCUGACAUUAAACAUGUUGUACUGCUCCUAUGUUGGUCUUCAUAUCUACUUUAAUACUUCCUCUUACCUCUCUCUCAGGAAGCAAUGAGACAUCUCUCAGGUCUCCUGCCUGAAGGACUCAAACAGGAAAUUUAUGGACUGUGGGAGGUGAGACUCUUUAGUUUGGAGCUUAUGAAUGAUUGCUGAGGAAAUGUUAAUACUGACACACUUUUUUCUGACCUGUAGGAAUAUGAGACACAGAGCAGCCCAGAGGCCAGAUUGGUGAAACAGUUUGAUCUGCUGGAGAUGAUCCUGCAGGCCCAUGAGUACGAGGAGCUGGAAGGAACUUCAGGAAGACUACAGGAGUUUUUUGACUCCACUAACGGUAGGUCCACAGUCCAGGUUUCUGUCACUAUCAGGGAUUGUCUGAUCACCCACUUCUCUAACCGACAUUUACUUCAUUUUCUCUCUACCAGGUCGUUUCCACCAUCCUGACGUGCUCCAGCUUCUCAGCUCCUUGAAUGAAGAACGAGGACGUAGCAUCAGUAAAACACAGGACGCCAAGACUUCAUCAUCUUCUUCAUCAGGGUCCUCACAGGAAAAUACAACAAUACACAACUCCUCCUGACCACACACCUCCGAAAUCAAGGAACUGAAACGUGUACUUGAACCACUUUUGAGGACCCUGCUUCUUUAUUGAGAAGUGAGAACGAAGAUUCUGUAUUUAAUUCGGUUAUUUUAGUCUCGAUCUACCUCAGUGUCCCCGUCCAGUUUCUCUUUUGAAGAAGCAUCUGAGAGGACACUUUUAAAAGUUCAAAACUGCAUGUCAUCCCCACUCCCCGGACUUUUUGUCUCUCUUAUCCACCCAAAAAUAAGUAGAAUAAAAUAAGACAAACUUUGAAAGUAUUACAACAUUAUGUUGGAAUACUUUGAACGGUCGGCAACAUUCAUCUCUGGAGGGGGUGUCUAACUCUGUGCUAUAGCGUGUUUGACCAUCACUUAAUUUUACGCCGGAAUAUCCCUUUAAACCAUAGACAAGAACAUGGAGAUUUAAAUCCCCCACAUAACUGAAAAACACGACCACAGCAGUCGGUUUUAGUUGUAUUUCAAGUUAACACAAACACUGUUUUUGUUGUUCUGAGUGUUUUUGUGUAGAAUCAGCCGUCUGUCAUGUUCGGUUUGAUUAAAACAAUCUUUAAUAUCCACAUCAGUCAUAAAUACAGUUAUUUAUUACUGUAUGUGAUUCAUUAUUCAAAUAAAGAUUUUAAACACAGACUUUUUUAUAUUUUAAUGUAACAGUUACAGUUCUGGAUGUUUGGUAAAAAGUUUAGUCUAAUCUAGAGUUAAAUCUCAAUAAAUACAUAUUUGUGAAUAGACGACAGAAUAAAUGAAAUGAUGCGGGACUUUUUACUCCGAGCACAGCCAAGAAAAUAAAAACUUUGAUACAGACAAAGACAGAAAAGUAGAAAGUCAAACAUGAAUACAACUAAAGUUUGAAAACGGUGCUUUGGUGCUUUUCAAAGUUACAAAGACAACAUGCAAAUAUACUUUUUUUUAAGCACAGAGUGGCACUAACCUUUUUUUUUUUUCACAGAGAUGAAAUAAAAACUAAUCCCGUCCUUUCUGCUCAGCGUUAGUUCAGCAAAACGAAGUCAUUAAUCCGACCUGAGCCGGGAUUUCAGGGUCACAUUGAAGGAUUGUUUCCUCAGCUGCAGUAUGAAGUUGUACUACAGUAUUCACAUGAAACACACAAAUACACCAAAGUAUACUUUUACCAGUUAAAUGACAAGUUUUUAGAGGAGGCGACACAAACAUGAUGAAGUUAUUUUGAUUUCUUUUUAUGUCAGUGAUUCUGAGGGUGGACCGCUUCAGCGACAAAUGUGAGAAAUUAACUCCACUGAACCCCAUUUACACCUCCAGUAAAAACAGUGUUUUCUUCCUUUAUGUAGGUUUAAUUAUCUUGUCAUGUUAAUACACCACCCUCAGUGUCACUGUGAGUGUGAUCCAGCAUUCACGAGGACCUCGCCCAGAAAUCCCAAAGGUCUAAACUUGCAUAGUGUGUCUUAAUAAAAUAUGAUAAAAAGUCUGAUUUCAAAAGUUUACAGGUAAACCCGUAAUUUCAGCUCGAGUUAAAAGCACUUCUUUAGAUACUUCAGUUAAAGCUCCAGUGAGGAGCUUUUGGUUUGUGUCAACUUUGGCGCCCCCUGUGGACAAAGCAGUCUUUGCUUGUCUUGUCCACAUGAGAGUCAAUUGUUAUGUUUAUUCUGAAUAUCUUAAGAGGAGAAAAACAGGACUGUUUCCUCAGCUGCUGGGCUUGGACAAUAAAAAUAAAGAUAUAAAAAUGUUAAA